Messenger RNA from Artibeus jamaicensis (Jamaican fruit-eating bat), 2435 nucleotides. RefSeq names its product 60S ribosomal protein L12-like. The transcript is spliced from 2 exons. Gene Ontology annotation, molecular function: structural constituent of ribosome; large ribosomal subunit rRNA binding. Gene Ontology annotation, biological process: translation. The record is from RefSeq and is a predicted model, not a curated record. Bases 1092 to 1556 code for a protein of 154 amino acids. Gene Ontology annotation, cellular component: ribosome; cytosolic large ribosomal subunit. Lineage: Eukaryota; Metazoa; Chordata; Mammalia; Chiroptera; Phyllostomidae.
AGAAAACUGUACUUGAAAAAUAACUAAAUAAAAAAUAAAAAUAAAAAUAAAAAGUACCCUGCCUAUCAACCUGCUGAAUUGUUGGGAGCAAAACAGUAUCUAAACAGGGAAAUAGCUAAAUAGCUCAAAUGUGUGUCAGAGAAACAAUUCAUCAAAUACCAUGACCAACCAACAUAACAUAGGAGCACUGAGAGAAAAUGAAAAGUUUCUAGAAACCAAACUUAGAGUCAUGGAAGAUUGUCACUUAUAUGGUAUAGAAUUUAAGAUUGCAGUUGUGAAGAAACUCAGUUAAAUACAAGAGAACUCAGAAAGGCAGUUCAGUGAACUCACGAAUAAAAUUAAUGAACAUAAGGAUAGCUUUAUCAAAGAGAUUGAAACUAUCAAAAAAAUCUGGAGCCAAAGAACUUAAUAAAUGAGAUGAGGAAUGCAUUACAAAGCACUGGAAAUAAAGCCAACCAGAUAGAAGAGAGAAUUAGCAAGCUCAAAGACAGAAACCUAGAAAAGACCUUGGAGGAAGAAGAGUUUUUUUAAAUGAGAGAUCUGACUUCAUUAGAAAGAGGAACAGGGAUAAUGGCUAUACCAGUAGAAGAGGGAGAAGAGAACAAAGAACCUACUCAAAUAAUUGAGAAUUUCCCAAGUCUAUGGAAAGAACUGGGCUUUAGAAUAAAGGGAGCUAACAAAACAACUAAUUAUUUCAACACAGAAAAAUCUUCUUCAAGACACAUUUUAUUAAAAUUGUCAAAAAUUAAUGACAAAAAAUUCUCAAGGCAACCAAAGGAAACCCCAUUAGAGUAUCAUGAGAUAUUUCAAUGGAAACAUUACAAAUCAGGAGAGAGUGGAAGGAAAUUUGAAUGGAACUAUCAGCCAAGGAUAAUGUAGCCAGCAAAGUUCUCCUUUAGCUAUGAAAAAAAUAAAAAUAAAUAAAGACUAUCUAAGAGAAACAAAAGCUGAGAGACACUACUGCAAGACCUACUUUACAAAAAAUGUUGUAAGGAGAUCUACUUUUUUGGCUUUCAGCUCAGAAGAAGAGUAAGUGCAGCUUUCUUCAGUUGUCCCCAAUCCAGGUUCAUCAAACACUAGCAGCCUCCACCAUGCUAGUGAAAUUCGACCCCAACAAGAUCAAAGUUGCAUACCUGAGGUGUGCUAUGUCUGCCCUGGCCCCCAAAAUUGGCUCCCUGGGAUUGUCUCCAAAAAAGAUUGGUGACAACAUUGCCAAAGCAACAGGUAAUUGGAAGGGUCUGAGGAUUACAGUGAAAUUGACCAUUGAAAACAGACAGGCCCAGAUUGAGCUAGUGCCUUCUGCCUCUGCCCUCAUCAUCAAAGCCCUCAAAGAAAGAAGAAGAAAAAACAUUAAGCACAGUAGAAAUAUCACUUUUGAUAAGAAUGUCGACAUUGCCCGACGGAUGCAGCACCAAGCUUUAGCUAGAGAACUCUCUGGAACUAUUAAAGAGAUCCUGGGGACUUCCCAGUCUGUGGGCCGCAACAUUGAUGGCUGCCAAACUCAUGACACCAUAGAUAACAUCAACAGUGAUGCAGUGGAAUCUCUGGCUAGUUAAGAACUACAAAGGAGAAGGACUUCCGCCAAGAUGGAGGUUUAAGGUGGAUAUGCCGUGCCUCCUCACACAACCAAGUUUAGGGACAACUAAAUAUUAGCAUCAGAAAACACAACCAGAACACGGAAAACUGAACUUUUCAGAAGUCCGCUAACAACAAAUUCUUCGGCCGGAACGGUAAGGGGCGAAACCGGCCUCGGGUGAGGAGUUACAAAGGAGGGCUCGAUCGACCCCGGCGCGGAAUCCAGACGCGCGAAUCCAGUCGCACGGGUUCCAAACCCAGGAUUGGACCUAGUGAGCAACCGAGCGGCCCACCAGGUGAGCGACUACGGAGGAGUCAGUGGGGAGGAGGUGGCAGCGAGUUGACUGUGGUUGCCUGGUUGCACGCGGGUGAGGGAGCGAGCGCUUGGACCGGGGGCAGCGGCGGCGGCAUUUCCCGCUCUGACCACGCCCCCACAUACAGCGUCACAACCCAGCGACCUGGGAAUCCAAGGUGCCACUCCUCCCACUUAAAGGGCCAGAACAGACCAAAAAUGUCGCAGGGAGACCUCAAAGCCCCAGAGAUAAAUCUAAGUGACGAAGAAAUAGCAAAUCUCUCAGACGCACAGUUUAAAACACUGGUCAUCAGCUUCCUCACAGAUCUGGUGGACUAUAGCCACAAAUUAGAGAAACAUAUGAAGGCUAAAUUAAGGGAAAUGAAUGGAAUUCCACAGGAAAACCAUAGAGAUGAAAAAAAAAACUGGGACUCAAAUCAAUGGAGUGGACCAGAAGGAAGAAGAAAAAAAUCAUCAAACAGAAAGGAAUGAAGAAAUAAGAAUUCAGAAAAAUGAGGAGAAGCUUAGGAACCUCCAGGACAUCUAUAAACGCUCCAAUAUCCGAAUU